This is a messenger RNA of Lodderomyces parapsilosis, 462 nucleotides long. RefSeq lists its product as uncharacterized. NCBI's taxonomy places the organism in Eukaryota, Fungi, Ascomycota, Pichiomycetes, Serinales, Debaryomycetaceae. Gene Ontology annotation, cellular component: peroxisomal membrane; mitochondrial outer membrane. The transcript has a single exon. The record is from RefSeq and is a predicted model, not a curated record. The coding region runs from base 1 to 462 and encodes 153 amino acids. Gene Ontology annotation, molecular function: protein binding. Gene Ontology annotation, biological process: mitochondrial fission; autophagy of mitochondrion; peroxisome fission.
AUGUUUGGAUCAGUAUACCCAGCUUUAGAAGAGUUGAAACAGCCACUUUCGGAAGAACAGUUAAAUGUGCUUCGCAACCAGCUCAAAGCAGAGGAACCCAAACCAUCACCACAAACACGUUUCAACUAUGCAUGGGGAUUGAUUAAAUCAUCAUCGCGAAAACACCAACAAGAAGCAGUAGUGAUACUCACUUCUUUGUAUAAAAAUGAACCAUCAAUGAGAAGAGAGGUGUUGUAUUACUUGAGCUUGGGGUCGUUCAAAUUGGGUGAUUAUACCAAUGCCAAACGUUAUGUGGAAACUUUGUUAAAGUCCGAGCCAGAAAACCAACAAGCGUUAACCUUGUUGGAGAAUAUACAAGAUAAGGUGGCACAAGAGGGCUUGAUAGGUAUUGGUGUUGCUGGUGGUGUGUUGGCAGUGGGUAUUGGGAUCAUUGGUGCAUUAGUCAGAAGAAAUAGAAAAUAG